Aquila chrysaetos chrysaetos is the source of this 8529-nucleotide messenger RNA. It is a transcript of the gene RBFOX2, whose product is annotated as RNA binding fox-1 homolog 2. Gene Ontology annotation, molecular function: mRNA binding. Lineage: Eukaryota; Metazoa; Chordata; Aves; Accipitriformes; Accipitridae. Bases 948 to 2168 code for a protein of 406 amino acids. The record is from RefSeq and is a predicted model, not a curated record. Gene Ontology annotation, cellular component: cytoplasm; nucleus. The transcript has 14 exons. Gene Ontology annotation, biological process: nervous system development; regulation of alternative mRNA splicing, via spliceosome.
UUAGUGAUUUUUUUUUUUUAAUUAAAAAAAAAAACCACAAAAAAACGCAGAGCUCCUUAAAUGGAGAUCUUAUUUAAAUCAGAGCAGUGGCUGACUCAUUAAAGGCUUCUCUGUCUCCUUUUCGUUCCUCUGCCUCAUUCCCUUUCCCUAUCUUUCUCUACCUCCUGUUACAGUAAUGGUGUGAUAAAACGGAUCUUUGUCUGUGCUCCAUGUUGGGAUCAUGCAGGGGGUGCAUAUUUGGAGGGGGCGGAAGACAGGAGACGGGGAGCCCUGUCACGACAGCCACCUUGUGCUAGCUAAAAAUGUACAAUGCAUCCCAUUAUAGGAGACCGUCCUCCUUUGUUUGAACAGUCUGCAAGGGAGACCGAGUCCCAGAACAGCCUCCCCCCUCCCAUCCCUUUACGUCCGCUUUAGGAUCUGUUCCCCUCCAGGCAAGCUGGAUGCUGCAGGAUUCCCCUGCCCCCCUAAAAGAAAUAAUAAUAAAAAAAAAAAAAAAAAAAAAAAAGGAAAAAACCGGCUUUUUCUAUGCAUACUGGAAGGCUCCCCUUUUAUCUGUCUGACUUCUCUCAGGAGCUACCACUAUUCUCCUGUCCUCUUCCCUUGCUUUGAGGAUUGCAUCUCCCUUUUCUUUCAGGCCAAGUGUCCUUGCUGUUGGCUCCUCGGUUUGGUGUUACUCUUGCAAACUUGCAUGAGCUGUCUGAAGGGGAUCGCUCUCUUCUCUGUCCACGGCCUUGUGCUCUUCCCCUUUCUUUGCCGUUCAAAAAGCGGUGCUUGUUUAUGUGGUACCUGACUGUGCCUAUGCCUAUCCCCUAGUUUUUGCUUCCCUUCUGCUGUUUGUCAUAGGACUUUGUUUUAGCGCUGCAGAGACCGUGUCAGCAGCAGAGGUUUGUGUGAGAGGAAUCCUGGCCAGUCACUUUUCCAGGAGAAUCUCCCCUGGGAACUGAAAGAUGGAUCUGCGGCUCACUUUCCCUGAUGGUAACCAGGAGCCAGCAGCAACUCCUGAUGCAAUGGUGCAGCCAUUCACCACAAUCCCAUUUCCGCCACCCCCACAGAACGGGAUUCCCACAGAGUAUGGGGUGCCACACACUCAGGACUAUGCAGGCCAGACCAGCGAGCACAAUCUGACGCUCUACGGAAGCACGCAGCCGCAUGGAGAGCAGAGCACGAACACGGCCAGCACGCAGAAUGGAUCUCUUGCACAGACAGAAGGAGGGGCACAGACAGAUGGACAGCAAUCACAGACACAGAGCAGUGAGAAUACCGAGAGCAAAUCCACUCCAAAACGACUUCAUGUGUCUAACAUUCCCUUCCGCUUUCGAGAUCCUGAUCUUCGGCAGAUGUUUGGGCAAUUCGGCAAAAUCCUUGAUGUAGAGAUAAUCUUUAAUGAGCGUGGCUCGAAGGGAUUCGGGUUCGUAACUUUCGAGAAUAGUGCUGAUGCAGACAGGGCCAGGGAGAAAUUACACGGCACCGUGGUAGAGGGCCGUAAAAUCGAGGUUAACAACGCCACUGCGCGAGUGAUGACCAAUAAGAAGAUGGUCACACCUUACGCAAAUGGUUGGAAGUUGAGUCCUGUGGUUGGAGCGGUGUACGGCCCUGAGUUAUAUGCAGCGUCCAGCUUUCAAGCAGAUGUCUCGCUGGGCAAUGACGCCGCAGUGCCCCUGUCAGGAAGGGGGGGUAUUAACACUUACAUUCCUUUAAUCAUUCCAGGCUUCCCCUAUCCAACUGCAGCCACCACAGCAGCCGCGUUUCGGGGAGCCCACCUGAGGGGCCGAGGAAGGACAGUGUAUGGGGCAGUCCGGGCGGUACCUCCCACAGCCAUCCCUGCCUACCCAGGUGUGGUUUACCAGGACGGAUUUUACGGUGCUGACCUCUAUUUGACUGAAGAAAUGUUAACAUCCCGCUCUAAAUCUCUCAGUGGAGUCUCUGUUCCCUUCUCUGAUAUAACAGAUGGGGUGGAUACGCAGCCUACAGAUAUGCACAGCCUGCUACUGCAACAGCAGCCACAGCUGCUGCAGCCGCUGCAGCAGCUUACAGCGAUGGUUAUGGCAGGGUGUACACAGCAGAUCCUUACCAUGCCCUUGCCCCUGCCGCUAGCUACGGAGUUGGCGCUGUGGCGAGUUUAUACCGAGGUGGCUACAGCCGAUUUGCCCCCUACUGAAGUGACGUGAGCCCCCUGCAAGUGGGACAGCCCCCCCAGUUCAUGAGGCCUGGCUAUUGCAAUAUUUACUAGUAGAGGAACUCUAUAGCAAGACGAGGAGGAAAAACAAAAAAAAAAACAAAAGAGAAAAUACUUUUUUAUACCUCACUAUGUUCUUUGAAUAUGUAUUUUUUUUCCUUUAAAUUUCUGCCUUUAAUUCUUUUGUUCCAAAGAUUGUGCAUUUUUUUUUUUGUUUUUUUGUUUUUGUUUUUGGGGUUUUUUUAACUGUGGUAAAAAUAAUGCAUUUCCGUGUCUGUAUGUUGGUGCAUAGCUUAUCCUACCAAUCACGGAAAAGGCGAUUAGCGAUAAGGAAAGCUGUUAGAAACUGGUAUCAUGCAAUUAAUCAGGAACACGCAGACAGAGUUACUUCCCUGGGUCUGGUGCUUGGUGCCUGUGAGACAGGAGGACGUGAGGGAGAAGUCUCCACCUGCCGUGUUUCUGGUCUGCAGAAGGAAGCACUCUUUGGCUGUGGCUGGGACCUAAAUGCUGGUGGGAAAUAGUCAUUUACAUUUGGAAAUGGGGGAAAUGCAGAGACUUUCCUCGUUUUUAUCACCAUCUGACGCGCACAGGUUGGGACAGUUUCAGCAGUGUCAGGAUUUUAGACUUGGCAAGAGAAGAUUUCCUCAACCUGCCCAAAGACUUUGGCUGUUAUCUGCUGUAUAGGGGACAAGACUUUGAAAGGAGUUUUUGAUGAGGAUGAUCCUUCCCCCCUACACACAACUUACUCUAGCUGAUUGUUGUCCAUUGCUGGUGGCUGUAAUUAUAUUAGUUUUCCUUCCUCCUUUUCAAGAUCUUUCUCCCUUGCUGUCCCUUUCCUCCCCUUCUUUCCUCGAGGAGUGGCAGAUGCAAUGCAGCAUCACACAGAGUACCUCUGUUGCGGACAGCAAGCGGCUAAACUUGCGGAGGUGAAGCGCACGCAGGCUGGCAGAGGAAGAAAGCUAGCAGAAGAACCCUGCAUCCGUGCCGUGCUCGGGCGCUCCGAGGUCCAGCGUGCGAGGUCUCUCCUCCUGUUCGUCCUGAGCUGCUUAGGCGCUUCUCCAAGUAACCUGUUUCAAAUAACAUGAGUGAGGAAAAACAAGUCGUGUAUAAGCUGCUUGAGGCAAGGGGCAGGCAUGUGGGUUUGUGUGGGGGAAGAGGGUCUUUGAUAUCUAAACGUGAUCCUGAAGUAGUUUUGUUUCUGUCAGGAGUUUAAGGGCAGGCAGAAGCAGUUUGUGCAAGCUCUGAAUUCAUAGGAACUUCCCACCACAAGCUAUUUCAGGCCCUUACGUAGUUGUGCUGGAGCCCCUGGGUCUGUUUUGCCCAGCCUCUUAUAGAAAGUUGUGCACCUGGUCCACUGAGUCCAUAUAGACACUACAUAUUAGAAGAUCUGGAAGCAGAGAGACUAGUUAGGGGAGGGCUCCACGACUCCCAAGACCAUCUCCCUUCCGCUCUCAUGUACAGUGAUUUCACUGUGUUUCAAAUUUAGCAUUUUUAGAUGACUGCGUGAGCUGUGCCGUGAUGGGGAGUUGCUCUUCUCCAGACCUCCCCUGCUCAGCUGCUGGCUCCAAGAGUGCUCCCAGUAACCCCAGUGAUCAGAGGCAGGGUCUCUAACCACAUGGUAGAGAAAUGCAGAAGCGAGGUUUUACGAGGCUGCCUCGACUCCCUCGAUCGGUACUGGGGUGAGCUCACCACCCCCAGAAGGGCUGCUCGGAGCGUGGGUUUGUUGGUGGAGCCUCUCCAACUCCUGUCGUACACCUGCUUCUCCAUCCACCGCUGAUACCAGAAUAGGAAACCUCCUGCAUUUAACACUAAGCAAUGUCAACAAGCAGAGGUCCCGGGGAGGUGUCCUGGCCCAGCCACGCACAACCACGCUUUUUUUUUUUUUCUCUUCCCCAGGGAUACAUGUAGUCUGUCUGUGUGCAGCAGAGAGGAGGCACCUCAAAUGGGAAGGAUGGGGAAGCCAUUAGUUAAGCUAGAGACCCUGAAGCUAUUGAUUCUCUGGAGGAAUAGCUAGAUAAAGGGGACACCAAACUGCCAGCCUGUUGGCCACCUGUUUUUUUUUUUUUCUUUCUGGUUUUGUUGUUGGUUUUUAACUUUUUUUUUUCCAAGCCAAAGUUUGGUUUGUUGCUGUUAUGACAAUUUUUUUGUUGUUUGUAUAUAAAUAUUUUAGUUAGCUUGAAAAUGGGGAGGGGGGAACAGGGUGUUGGGGCUUUCACAAAAUCUAGGAAAUGAGGGGGACUUGGGGUGUUUGGGGGGCUUUUACUGCCUGAGUUGGGGUACGGGAGGGGAGGACUUGGGGUAGAAAUAGUCAUAUUCAAGGGGAGCCAUUUCCACCGCAGGGCAGCCCAGAGGACUUCUGGAGCUGAGGUGCAGCAAAAGCUUCUACCAGACUUGCUCUACCCACCUGUGGGCAGAGGGGCUGAGUGCGGCCGUCCCUUCCCUUUGCCCGCAGGCAGUUCCCGUGCAGCGGGUCUGCAGGCUGCGAGCCGGAGGAGCGCGGCUUGCGGAGCCCGCCAGGAGCUGCUGCUCGCCCCUCUGCCCCUUUCCGACCUUUCAGUUCAGCUGGUUCUGACUGCAGCUCCUUGAAAAAGCUGGGUUCUCCUUCCCCGAGUGCCCUCCCCUGCCCUGGCAGUGCUGCCUGCAAUCCCCCCCCCCAGCCACUUGGCCCCUCUGGGAAUAGGGAGGCCAGCCCCAUUUCUGCCUCCGAGCAGAAGUCUAUGCAUGGCAGCUUCAGCCCGCCCGAGUAUAUUAGGAAUGUGAGGGGUUUAGUGCAGAAGCGCCCAACUUUUGCGGGGCCGUGGUCCCCUGCUCUACGAUCUCCGAGUAAUACCUGCUCUAGAGCAUUCAGCCCGAUUCCUCCUGUAUCCGAGUCUGGACUGCUCCGGUCGCUCCCUGCCGGGCUCCUCCAGUGCAUUAAGCAGCCGGUGUCUCCUCGACUCCGUAGUUCGUGCUGCAGGAUCCCUGCUGAGGCAGCUCGUGAGCUGCAGACGGGAUGCCGGGACUCUUGCGGGGCCGGGGGCUGGAGGUAGCUCGCUGGUUCCAGGUCUCCGGAGCGCCAGACCUCCCAAAAACUUGCACGCCAGCUGGAAUUUUGCAGCGAGGUUUCUCGAGCGAGUGUUGUGCCGUGGCGGGAGAGCUCUUCAGCCUUCCUUCCCUCUCGGCAAACAACAGCUCUGGUUUCGCUCAAACGUGUUACGAACUGGCUUGAGAUGCAUUCAGAGUAGCCACGCCGUGGCUAUAUCCAUCUUUUGAAGAAGUGAGGACAAAGCCUAUAUCUCCCUAUGCAAAAUGAAUUACACUUAAUGAAUUAAACUGGGCCCUGGCUUAUUUGACCGAUGGCAGCUAGUGCUUGUCCCCGAGACGGGUCUGCAGUCCCAGGUCCCUCGCAGAGCAGGGCUUGGCUUUCCGAGGGAAACCGCACAGGCAGCCUGGCAAAUAGCUUGCUGUUUGUCACCUUCUAGGCUGGUGGCAUCCGGGAUUCCUCUUGAUGUAGAGGAAAAGAUGUUUAAGUGUUGCUGUUUGUACUGUCUUGCAAUACGUCUGGCCAGCACGUGAUAUUAUACUGAUAAAAUUUUGGAUUGAAGAGUUGAUUUAUUUAAUGUGCUGGUCUGUCUUUCCUUAUGGGUACAGUUGUGCUGGUACAAAGAUGACUUCUACUGGUAUAGCCUAUUCUCUACUGGGAAUAAGUUAUAUUGAUGCCCAGCACGUUAAGAAACUGUUGUCGCUGUCCCUGUGCUAGGGAGGCUGCACUGUUGCAGGUGGGUUAGCUUUUCUAAGAAAAGCCAUGAUGGGACCCGGAGGCAACGGUAUGAGCCUGUUAUAGCCAGCUUUUCCCAGGUUAAGCAGUUCUGUGGAUCGUGCGUCAUGAGUUCAGAUAGACAAAGCCAUGUUUUAAAAUAGCUGUGGCUUGGCUGUUUCAGUGCCCGAGAGAGAGCGGACUUGCCCAGCGAGAAAGAGCCCAAGCUCAGGAGUCCGAGACGUGUGUUUUGGGCUGGGCUCUCUCGGUGAUCCUCGAGGGUCGGCGUGGAGCGGUCGUGUCGCUACUCUAGACUUCGCUUCCCCGUCCCUAAAGUGAAGUGAAAGUAUAUCCCCUGUUCUCACCCGUUCCGAGAUGUGUGGAUGUUGAAGGAGGAGGGUUAUCUGAAUAGCUGGCUCGAGUGCUAGUCGUGAAACGGUUCAUGAAACCGUUUCCUUGCCUGAAAAGAGACGCUGCCUGCUGGGGUUUUAAUUCCAGCACCCAGAGCUUCGGCAGCGGGGAAUACAAAGCGGAGCCUCCCAGUUCCUACCCACGUUUUUCCCCAGCCCGUCCCUAUCUGUAUCUUCCCAUCCCGGCCCUGAAGGAGGAGGCAAGCGGAGGACAGGUUUGGGGAGCGCCUAGGAAUUGAAUAAAGGGAAACCCAAACAACAGCUCUGGGGAGUGCUUUUGCUGAGUCUGGCUCCAAAGGGAAAGCACGCGGGCAGCGGGGCAGCCCCCCGGCUGCCGGUGACCCUCCGGCCUGGCAGGGGCAGGGGAAUGCUGUCCUUGGUGCAGAGGGGUGAUUUUUUUAAAAGUGUGUUACCUGUUUGCACUGUUUUAAAAUAGGAGGGGGGGGGGGGAACAAAAACAAAACCAACCUAGUGAACAAGAUGAACAUCCAAUGUAAACUUCUUUGUGUUUUUAUUUUGUCAUGCUCUUGGAAAAUGUCAAACAUUUUGUAGUAUACACCAGUGAGACUUGAUUCUUUGUUGCAUAAAACACUAUUUUUGGUGAUGUUAAUGUCUGAAAAGCCCCUUCCCCCUAUCCCCACCUUACUGAUUGCCCUCUCCGCCCUCCAACCCCCGGUAAACUUCUCUUCUACAAUGAAAACUCCAGUCAACAAGGCAAGCAGGAGUCUGAUAGCCAGAGCGUGAAAUGGGGCCCUUUUCAAGCAGGCUCUGGGGUUCUCCCCGGCGUGCUUUGCUCUAGCCAGGAGUUGGCAGGAUAGCCCCCGUCCCUCUGCAGCGACGGCAGCCUGCGUGGGAUUUGGGAUGUCCCGAGUCCCGUCUCCGUUGCCGCUGCUAACCCUGGAAGGCAACUUCUUGCUGGUGGUUGAAAGCGCCGGCAGCGGUCGUCCUCUCUGGGCGGUGGGCUGCGCCUGGUCCGGGCUUGGGCAGGAGACCGGCUUCCCACGCUGCCUCUCGACUCGUGGUAUAGAGCAAGAACGCAUCAGCCAAAAAUCUUGCCUGAUUUCGCCAGGAGAUUGCUGGUGUCUAAAGCCGUCCACCCGAAUAGUCAUUUGGCUGGCAGUCAGCAGAAUGCCGGUUAAUCUUAGGAAUGGUUUUUCUUUUUUUUUUUUUUUUUUUUUUUUUUUUUUUUUUUUGUUCUGAAGUGGGUCAAUAAAUCUCUUGCCAGAUUCCCAAUUCUCUGCUGGUGGAGGAGCUUGUUGCUUCCUCAAGGAGUGAAUUCCUUACAGAAAUCAGGCCUCCCACAUUAGUAGUCUCAGUUUUGGUCAUGGGUUUUUUUGUUUGUUUGUUCUUUUUUUUCCUGUUCACAGUUUUUUGUGUGUGCACGUGUUGUAGUUUUGGCAGCUUGAUUUGGCUGCGUUAUCAAGUGACGAAAUAAUCCUCUUUUACCCCAGGGGAUAUGAUUUGGUUUUGGUUUUUUUUUUUUCCUUUUUUUCCUUUUUUUUUGUUUUUUUGUUUUUUGUUUGGUUUUGGUUUUUUUUAAUAUGUAUAUGAUAAAUCCUGCUUGUAAAUAGCUGGAGCUAAAACCUGGGGCUGAUAGCAAAUUGAGAGCCAGGGCUGUAGAGCGAUACGGAGCUGGUGGAGUAUUUUACUGACCUCACAGGCUGAUCUACUUGAGACUUGGAGAUUUUCAGUGCGAGGCUGAGAUGCCGCAGCACCUCCAACGGCAGCGACGGACUUGCCCCUUCACGCGGUCUCCCCAGCACCUCCCAUUGCCAGGUACCGCCGGGGAACAGGACGCGUCCCCAGUGGGAUGCGUUCCCUUCCCCUGGAUCAUUUCCUAGGACGCCCGAGCCGCUUGCCCAGGGUCCCAUUUCCCUGCUGACUCUGGAGAAGCAGUAUCUGCAUCCCAGGGCUUUGUGACAGCCUCUAACUUCCCGCCCUCCCUCGUUAAGUAUCAUAUUGUAUAGUAGCUUUCAGACCAUACAGUAUUCAUUGGGUUAUUCCUAUUAUUAUCAAGUAGCUGGAAUUGUGAAGGUCGGAGUAGUUAGAUCUUUAGCUUUUAUUCCUUUUUUUUGUAUUACUAUCCAUGUGUAUAAAUUAUUGAUCAUGUUGCUGGCUUUUAUAAACUCUAAGCAAGGGGGGAACCCUUCCUAACCCUUUGCAAAUGGUAAUGAAGCACUGUUUUUAAAUAAAAGAGAGAAACACCA